Molecule: messenger RNA, 564 nt
Organism: Paramisgurnus dabryanus
Lineage: Eukaryota; Metazoa; Chordata; Actinopteri; Cypriniformes; Cobitidae
Source: RefSeq, a predicted model, not a curated record
AUGGCGUCUCUGCUAGGUGAAGUCCUGUUUGAAGUCGAUGGACAGAGUCCAGCUCCCUCUAAAGACUUUUACCAACUUGUUAUCACACAAAAAGAGGUUAUAUGGAGGUGGUGGAAGAUCUCAAUCCGGAGUGAAUUCAGAGGGACACCACCAGGAGAGAUAAAACAGUCCCACAAUGACUUUGUACAGGAUUCAGCACUACAGGAGCAGUUAGGUGUGGUGUUUGGACGUAGGAUUUUGGAUUACACCUUGUCUCUGUGCCAAGGAGUCUUUGACUACCUGGAGCGUUUACCUGACCAGCUGCUCUUAAAAGUUCUUUCUUUUGUGUCCGUCCAGGACAUUGGUCAUCUCAGCCAAACUUCAAGAAGGUUUAUGAAGCUGUGUAACUCUGAAGAGUUUUGGAAGAGCAUGUUGAGUCAUUUUAAUGUGAUAACUGAAGACAUGGAGAAGCUGGGAAAAGCCGUGGGCUGGAAGAAGCUCUUCAUCAUUUACUAUAAGCAAGAACAGCACUGCUUGGCAGAGGAAGAUGAACCCAAUCCUGUUGAUUCUCCAACAACACUGUAA